CAACGUCUGAAUGGUUUGCGUGCUGUUGUCAUGUGACCGUGUAGUGUGUCCUGUAAUGAAACUGUUUUAAAUUCACCGCGAGAAACAUGUGUCCGGGUUAAAUGUUUAUAGGGGAGGAUAUGUCGCUUGCCGGGAAGAGUCAUGGUGAUCAUUAAUUCAAUCCUAAAACUGGUGCAGCGACAGACAUACACCUGUCUGUCACACCGCUAUGGUCUGUACCUGUGUUUUGGAGGGCUUGUCCUCAUGAUUGUGUCUGCUUUUCAGUUCGGAGAGGUUUUAGUAGACUGGAGUAGAGAUCAGUACCAUGUUUUGUUUGAUACUUACAGAGAUAAUGUUGCAGGAAAGUCCUUUCAGACCAGGCUUUGCCUGCCGAUGCCCAUUGAUGUGGUGUACACCUGGGUAAACGGAACAGACACAGACCUGCUGAAGGAACUCCGUGCUGUGAGACAACAGUUAGAAGAAGAACAAAACGCCUUGAGGGAACGUCUAGGAAAGAAUGCCUCUGAAAUUACUGAAGCUCCUAAAGGAAGGCCAGAAUGUCUGUUGUCCCACUGCAUCAUGGCUCCAGUGUUAGUGCUCGAUCCAGCUCUUCCAUCCAACAUCACAAUAAAAGAGCUGCCAAUGAUUUCAGCUGCCUUCUCCUCUACAAAGCAACUCUUGCAAGUGGCCAAAACCCUCCACCCUUCCACAAGCGUGUCCGUGCUCAUCUUUCACUCACACAGCGAAGCUGAAAAGGCUCACACAGAUGGUCUGAAGGACAGCCUGACAUACUCCAUCAACAGAGGUUACCUGACAACAGAUAAAGAGGCUCCGGGUCUGGUGCGCAUGCACACGCUGGCCUACUUGAGCGGGUUCCCGGCAUCUUUGAAGGAAACUGAGCAACUCAGGGUAAAACUACCCGCUGUAGUGACCAAUAAAAUCAAACAGUUGCAGCUGUAUUCUGAGGCCAGCAUCGCUCUGCUUCACCUCAACACAGCACAGGAUUUCACAGACCUCAUGCAACAGGCCAAGAAGAACCUCACGCUGGAAGGUAAAGAGCUCACGGUCAGCCCAGCGUACCUGUUCUGGGAUCUGACGGCCAUCUCUCAGUCCAAACAGGAUGAGGACGUGUCUGCCAGUCGCUUUGAAGAUAACGAGGAACUCCGUUAUUCGCUGCGAUCCAUUGAGAAACACGCUCCCUGGGUUCGGCACAUCUUUAUCGUAACCAACGGUCAGAUACCGUCGUGGCUGAAUCUGGAUAAUCCACGUGUAUCUGUGGUUCCUCAUCAGGACGUUUUCCAGAAUCAGUCUCAUCUGCCAACGUUUAGUUCUCCGGCCAUUGAGACUCACAUCCACCGGAUCCCAGGACUCUCGCAAAAGUUUAUCUACCUCAAUGAUGAUGUCAUGUUCGGCAAAGACGUUUGGCCGGAUGACUUUUACAGCCACUCCAAGGGUCAAAAGGUGUAUCUCACCUGGCCUGUUCCAAACUGCGCUGAGGGUUGCCCAGGCUCCUGGAUAAAAGAUGGCUACUGCGACAAGGCCUGCAAUAAUUCGGCUUGUGACUGGGAUGGAGGAGAUUGUCAGGGUGCUGUGGGGAGCAGUCGUUUUGGAGGAGGGGGCGGCUCUGUGAUUGGAGGCGGGCAACCUUGGCAGUUUGCAGGUGGUCUGGGAGGACUGGGGGGCUUGUCCUUUUGUAACCAGGGCUGCGCUAACUCUUGGUUGGCUGAUAAAUUUUGCGACCAGGCGUGCAACGUUCUGGCCUGUGGGUUCGAUGUGGGCGACUGUGGACAAGAUAAUUUCAACCAACUGCACCUUAUCAUCCUCAAGAGGAACCAGACACACUACAUCCUGCCUCAGGGAGAAAUCCGACCGUAUUUUAGCUUCUCAGGGCUGGCGAACCGUGUGUCAGAAGCGCAGGUCAAUGACAACCAUGUGGUCCGUCACACCUCAGUCGCCAACAAAUGGAAGACCAUACACCUGCUUCUACUGGCGGGAUAUAAUGCCACCCAGAUCCACUACAACAUUACCUUCCAAGACACGGACAACCACGAUUUCACCAUUAGUUUUUCUGUCGCCGUGGAUACCCGAGAGCUCCCUAAGUCUAAUGUGUCCAGUCCAGUGGCGGAGAAGGAAGAUCAGCCCAAACCCACUGUGUUGAUCCCAGAACCAGACGUCCAGUUUGAAAUAUUUCUAGAGAACCAAGGUCCAAAAGUUAGAGACAAAGCCCAAGGCGGGAUGGAGAAGGUGCGCGUUCCUGCAUUAAACGAAUCACUUUUACCUGAAGAAGUGAAGCUUGAGUUACAAAACCUAAAUGAGAAGUUGAUGGCAGGUGACAUCACUAUUAAAGGCUAUAAUUUGACCAAAGCUCAGCUGUUGGAGCCCUACAAGGACAAAACUCAGUAUUUGCUUCACAAAGAACUGGAAGAAAUGGAAAACCAGAGCAAACAAACAAACCACUCAAAUGAAGUAAACAACAAAGACCAGAAAGCUCCUUUAUUAAGUAGCGGUAACUCCAAUUCGGACAAAAACGCAAAGAUGCAAGUCACUCCAUCUCUUGUGCCAGUCCUGAAUGAUGAGGUUAUUCCCAAAGCCAAUUCGCCACUGUUUGCCCCAGAGAAACCUCACGUAUCUAAGCUCCUCAGCACGCUGGUGUCACAUGCAUACAUGUUUAAUAACAGAGAUUCCGAAAAUGAAGCUCAACUCCAGGGGCGACCCAUGAGUCGUAAACUCCAGCACUAUAUCAGUGCGGACCGGGGCUUUCUUCCUUGGGAGAGGAGGAAGUUUUUUCAUGAUCUGCUGGAGGAAGUUGAGCGUCUGGAGAAUGAGCUGCGGUAUACAGCUGACAGCACCGCCACUGGACGGAAGUUACAAGAUACGUUUGCCGACUCGCUUCGCUAUGUCAACCGCCUCUUAAAUGCUCAAUUCGGCUUUACAUCUCGUAAAGUUCCCGCCCACAUGCCUCACAUGAUUGACCGGCUCAUCAUGCAGGAGCUGCAGGACACCUUUCCUGAGGAGUUCGAUAAGACCUCCUUGCAUCAUGUGCGGCAUUCAGAGGACAUGCAGUUCGCCUUCUCCUAUUUUUACUUCCUGAUGAGCGCCGUACAGCAGCUCAAUGUGUCUGAAGUUUUCGACGAAAUCGACACGGACCACUCCGGUGUGCUGUCGGACCGGGAGAUCCGCACGUUGGCCACACGCAUUCAUGAACUCCCUUUAAGUCUUCAGGAUUUGACCAGUCUGGAGCAGAUGCUCAUAAAUUGUUCCAAGACACUUCCGUCCAACCUCACGCAACUUCAUGUUGUCAGCCCCACCCAGGAGGCCUAUUAUGACCCCAGCAUGCCACCAGUUACAAAAGGUUUAGUCAUCCAUUGCAAAGCCAUCACAGAGAGGAUACACAAAGCCUUCAGGGACCAGAACAAAUACAAGUUUGAAAUAAUGGGAGAGGAGGAGAUCGCUUUUAAGAUGAUACGCACCAACGUCUCGCAUGUUGUCGGGCAGUUGGAUGACAUCAGGAAGAAUCCUAGGAAGUUUAUCUGCCUGAACGACAACAUUGACCAUAGCCUUAAGGAUGCAAGCACGGUCAAAGCUGUACUGAGAGAUUUCUAUGAAUCGAUGUUCCCGCUGGCCUCCCAGUUUGAACUACCCAAAGAAUACAGGAACCGUUUCCUCCACAUGACAGAACUACAAGAGUGGCGGCUAUACAGGGACAAGCUGAAGUUCUGGACCCACUGUGUGCUAGUGACCUUAGUCAUCUUCACAGUCAUGUCUUUCUUUGCUGAGCAGCUGAUCAUGUUGAAACGGCGGCUUUUCCCCAGACGCAGGGUCAGCAAGGACGUGAACCCUGAACGCGUGUGAUGUUUACAACCUCAAUCCAAUCUCUCUCUUUAAACCCCCUCUUCAUCUGGCAGACCGUGCAUGGCAGGAGACCUCUGACUCCCCACUUCUCAAAAGCUUGUUAACAUCUGACAUAAACCGCAAACAAGCGUGUUGUUUGGAUGUGACAAGACCACGGGUCUUUAAUGAA
This is a messenger RNA of Triplophysa dalaica, 4000 nucleotides long. RefSeq names its product N-acetylglucosamine-1-phosphate transferase subunits alpha and beta (gene gnptab). The record is from RefSeq and is a predicted model, not a curated record. Gene Ontology annotation, molecular function: UDP-N-acetylglucosamine-lysosomal-enzyme N-acetylglucosaminephosphotransferase activity; calcium ion binding. Gene Ontology annotation, cellular component: Golgi apparatus. Gene Ontology annotation, biological process: carbohydrate phosphorylation; N-glycan processing to lysosome. NCBI's taxonomy places the organism in Eukaryota, Metazoa, Chordata, Actinopteri, Cypriniformes, Nemacheilidae.